GCUGGUAACGCAGAUGCGAUCAAGAUCAGCUCUCUGGCAAUGCUGGCUGACACAAGAGCCAAUAAGCCAAAGAUCACAUUUCUGCACUAUGUGGUUGAUGUGGCUGCAUCCAAUGAUGCCAGUAUGCUAGCAUUCAGAAGCAAGGUUGCCGAUUUCCAGAGAAUGUCAAAGACACCGUUUGCAGCCCUCGAAGAGGAGGUGAAUUCAUUGGUGGAGGGAGUAAAAGACAUCAGCAAGAGAAUCGAAUCGAGCCAAGUGUCUUCUCAAUUCGGUGAUUUCUUCCACAAUGCGAAACAACAGGUGGAUUGUCUUGUCAAGAAAUUGAAGAAAAUUCGAGAGGUGAAAUCUCAACUGGCAGUUCACUUGUGUGAGGAGCCUGCUGCUUUCCAGCUGAAUGACUGCUAUCAGCUAUUUGCUGACUUCUUCACCAAAGUCAACAAAGCUUUUCAAGAAAACGAUCAGAUGAAGAAAUCUGAGGAAAAAGCUGCAAAAUUGAAGGCUGAAAAGUCGACCAACAACAAGGUUGUAAAAGCGAAGAGAAGAACAUUAGACAGCGAAGUCGAACAGCUCAUCAACGAAGUGAAAAAUGGGGCAUACUAGAUGGAGUAACCACUGGAUCAAGGUGCUAGAUGUAAUAUCAUCAAUGGUUCAACACACUAAGAAGUCACCAAGUUAGCAAAUUCUUCAAUGACAAUAGACAAUGGAUUGUCUUGCUCUGAUGAGUUGAUACGUAAAUAGUUAUUGAAUUUCUAAUGUCUAGUCCAGAGUCUUGUA
Molecule: messenger RNA, 774 nt
Organism: Nilaparvata lugens (brown planthopper)
Lineage: Eukaryota; Metazoa; Arthropoda; Insecta; Hemiptera; Delphacidae
Product: FH2 domain-containing protein 1-like
Source: RefSeq, a predicted model, not a curated record